CUCCGAGAUCCUGGAGAUCAGGUGAGUAGAAAUAAGCGACCAAUAACGUAAACAACUUUUACCGGCUGGCUACCGCAAUUAUGUUUGUUUAAAAAUUCUUUAUUGAGAUAAACUAAAUUAAAACAGACUAUCUCAAUUAUACUGAGGAAGACUUUUAUUAACCCCAUUUGUGUAAAGGAAGGCUUUACUGAAUUGUUUUGUCUUUUUUCAUUACUUAAUUUCCUAUUUAAAUUUCGAAGAUAUAUUUGUACAGGGGUAUGAGAUGUAAUAAAACUCUUAUAUGCACUCAAUUAUAUAAACCUGCCUAUCAAAAAACCCUACCAAUAUAAAGUAAAUUGCCCUCAUAGUAAUGGGAAAAAAAUAUAGAAAAUGCUUUAAAAAGAUUAUUUCCAUGCAGAUCUUAUUCAUUUAUUAUCUUCUUUAUACGGAAAAUAAAUGUGGCUAGAAAUGAUAAAAACUAUUUUUUCUUCGUGCUGACAGUAAACAGAAUAUGUUUCCUGAAUGAUUCAUAUUAUUAAUAAACUAUUCAUGCAGUGUGUGUUAAAUGCUUCCUGACAGAAAGAAAUAUUAUUAAACACAAUAUCAUUUUAUGUGAUAGUAACAAUUUAUGUUCGGACACUAGCAGCAAAUAAUGUGUGUCAUAGAUAUAAUGAUGUUUUAACACGAAAAUAAUUUCAUACAAAGAAAUUUAAUGUUUGUAGUUUAUGUGCUUAUAAGAUUCCAAGAGUAGUUAAUGAGUAGUUGAUAGCGUAUGUGAUAUAAUUUUUUGAAGCAAACAAGAGUGACAGAUAGUUAAUACUCUUUAUAUUAGCUAGAAGUUGGGAGUUUAUUUCUUGCAGUAUACAUGUAAUCAGACUUUGUCAUAAAAUUGUUCACAUUUUUCUGCUCUUAGUUGAGAAACCUUGUUCAUGCAGUAUGGGGGAAAAAAGCUUCCCUCAGAAAAGUAAACUUAUUGAACAUAGUGUUAUUCAUCCUGUAAGAAAAUCUUAUUCUUGUAGUAUAUGUAAUAUGAGUUUUUCAGAAAGAGGAACACUUACUAAACACAGCCGUGUUCAUACUGGUGAGAAACCAUUUUUUUGUAGUGUAUGUAAUAAGAGAUUCUCACAAAGAAGUAAACUUACUGAACACAGUCGUGUUCAUACUGGUGAGAAACCUUUUUCUUGUAGUAUAUGUAGUAUCAGUUUUUCACAAAAAGGCAAUCUGAUAAGUCAUCGCCGUGUUCAUACUGGAGAAAAACCUUAUUCUUGUAGCAUAUGUAAUAAAAGUUUUUCAGAAAGAAGUUCACUGACUAAACACAGUCUUCUUCAUACUGGGGAGAAACCUUAUUCUUGUAGUAUAUGUAAUAAAAGUUUCCCACGAAAAGAUAGACUAACUGAACACAGUCGAGUUCAUACUAGGGAGAAACUUUUUUCUUGUUGUAUAUGUAACAAGAAUUUUAGAGUAAGAGCUGAGCUGACUAAACACAGUCUUGUUCAUACCGAUGAGAAACAUUAUUCUUGUAGUGUAUGUAAUAAAAGUUUUUCUCGAAAAUACCAUCUGAUAAGUCACUGCCGUGUUCAUACUGGUGAAAAACCUUAUUCUUGUAGUGUAUGUAAUAAGAGUUUUUCUGAAAGAGGUAAACUGGCUAAACACAGUCUUCUUCAUACUGGAGAAAAACCGUAUUCUUGUAGUAUAUGUAAUAAGAGUUUUUCAGUAAAAAGUACACUGACUAAACACAGUCGUGUUCAUACUGGUGAGAAACUUUUUUCUUGUAGUAUAUGUAAUAACAGAUUUUCACAAAAAUCUCAUCUGAUAAGACACCGCCGUAUUCAUACUGGUGAAAAACCUUAUUCUUGUAGUAUAUGUAAUAAGAGUUUUUCAGUAAGAAGUACACUGACUAAACACAGCCGUGUUCAUACUGGUGAGAAACCUUAUUCUUGUAGUAUAUGUAAUAAGAGUUUUUCAGUAAGAAGUACACUGACUAAACACAGUCGUGUUCAUACUGGUGAGAAACCUUAUUCUUGUGUUAUGUAAUAAGAGUUUUUCAGACGGAGAUAAUGUAUCGAAGCACAUUCGUGUUCAUACUGACGAGAAAUAUUAUAUUUGUGGUAUAUGUAAUAAGAGUUUUUCACAAAAAAAAUCAUCUGACUAAAGACAUUUUUUCUCACACUCUGUUUAGAAGCUAUAUUCUUGUAUUUGUAAAAAAUUUUUUUUACUUAAAGACUAUCCAGGUAAUCACAGUUGUAUUCAUAUCCUAUGAAAAACUUCUCAAAAAGCUGACCUUGCUCUUUCUGUUUGUAUUCACUUUGGUGAGGAAACCUUUUUGUUGUAGCAUAGGAGUUUAUCUCAAAAAUGUCCUCUUACUAAACACAAUCUUUUUCAGAAAAGUGAUACACCAUAUUUAAAUGAAUUUCAAAUACUGUGGAUUACCCUAUUUGCAUUAAAGAUAAAGGUUUUUCAUUGAAGUGUCAUCUGACUAAACACUGCCUACUGGAAUAAAGGAUUUUAUUUUCAAA
Messenger RNA from Parasteatoda tepidariorum (common house spider), 2495 nucleotides. RefSeq lists its product as uncharacterized. The record is from RefSeq and is a predicted model, not a curated record. Lineage: Eukaryota; Metazoa; Arthropoda; Arachnida; Araneae; Theridiidae. Gene Ontology annotation, molecular function: RNA polymerase II cis-regulatory region sequence-specific DNA binding; DNA-binding transcription factor activity. Gene Ontology annotation, biological process: regulation of transcription by RNA polymerase II.